AUGACCGGCGGCGCGAUGGACCCGCUGCCCACCGCGCCCGGAGCUGCAGCUGCUGAGGCAGAGGCGGACGAGGAGGCGGACCCGCCAGCGGCAGACUCGCCAGUGUCCCCGGUCAGCGAGCCCAAGGCCCCAGACGCCGGUCGGAUGCAGGUGCCGCCAGGGAACCCGCUGCUGCUGUCGCUGACGCUGCAGGAGCUGCUGGCCAGGGACGCCGUGCAGGUGGAGCUCGUCCCCGAGAAGAAGGGCCUGUUCCUGAAGCACGUGGAGUAUGAGGUGUCCAGCCAGCGCUUCAAGUCCUGUGUGUACCGCCGCUACAACGACUUCGUGGUCUUCCACGAGACGCUGCUGCACAAGUUCCCGUACCGCAUGGUGCCUGCCCUGCCGCCCAAGAGGAUGCUAGGAGCCGACAGGGAGUUCAUCGAGGCCCGGAGGCGGGCGCUGAAGCGCUUCAUCAACCUGGUGGCCCGGCACCCGCCCUUCUCCGAGGACGCGAUCCUCAAGCUGUUCCUGUCCUUCAGCGGCCCCGAUGUGCAGAACAAGUUGAAGGAAUCUGCUCAGUGCGUGGGAGACGAGUUCAUGAACUGCAGGCUGGCGGCUCGGGCCAAGGACUUCCUCCCGGCCGACAUCCAGACCCAGUUCGCCAUGAGCCGCGAGCUGAUUCGAAACAUCUACAACAGCUUUCACAAGCUCCGUGAUCGGGCUGAGCGCAUGGUGUCGCGGGCCAUCGACAACGCCGCCGACCUUCUCAUAUUCGGGAAGGAGCUGAGUGCCCUGGGGUCUGACACGACCCCGCUCCCCUCCUGGGCCUCGCUGAACAGCAGCACGUGGGGGUCCCUCAAACAGGCGCUGAAAGGCCUGUCCGUGGAGUUCGCGCUGCUGGCUGACAAGGCCGCACAGCAGGGCAAACAGGAGGAGAACGAUGUGGUGGAGAAGCUGAACCUCUUCCUGGACUUGCUGCAGUCCUACAAGGACCUGUGCGAGAGGCACGAGAAGGGCGUGCUGCACAAGCACCAGCGUGCGCUGCACAAGUACAGCCUGAUGAAGAGGCAGAUGAUGAGCGCCGCCGUGCAGAGCCGCGAGCCCGAGUCCGUGGAGCAGCUGGAGUCCCGCAUCGUGGAGCAGGAGAGCGUGAUCCAGACCAUGGAGCUCCGCAACCACUACUCCUUGUACUGCCUGCACCAGGAGACGCAGCUGGUCCACGCGUACCUGCCGCUCACCUCCCACAUCCUCGGCGCCUUCGUCAACUCCCAGGUCCAAGGGCACAAGGAGAUGAGCAAGGUGUGGAACGACCUGCAGCCCAAGCUCCGCUGCCUCUUCGUGGGACCACACGGCGCCCCGGCCCCCCCGAGGCCCCCCCAGGACGGCCCGUCUGCUCACUAGUGCUAGAGGGCUCGGAGGCAGCUCGGUGCGCUCACUAAAGCCUCUUUUCGAA
Molecule: messenger RNA, 1432 nt
Organism: Budorcas taxicolor (takin)
Lineage: Eukaryota; Metazoa; Chordata; Mammalia; Artiodactyla; Bovidae
Gene: SNX8
Product: sorting nexin 8
Exons: 11
Coding region: 1-1380 (459 amino acids)
Biological process (GO): retrograde transport, endosome to Golgi
Molecular function (GO): phosphatidylinositol binding
Source: RefSeq, a predicted model, not a curated record